Messenger RNA from Brienomyrus brachyistius, 4323 nucleotides. Its product is annotated as NACHT, LRR and PYD domains-containing protein 12-like. The record is from RefSeq and is a predicted model, not a curated record. Lineage: Eukaryota; Metazoa; Chordata; Actinopteri; Osteoglossiformes; Mormyridae. Bases 107 to 4078 code for a protein of 1323 amino acids. The transcript has 16 exons. Gene Ontology annotation, molecular function: protein binding.
AUUUUAUCAAGAAGAAAAGACGUGAACACGAUUCUGGAAUAAUAUAGAGAUAUUCUGUGUUUCAGGAGACCCCAGCAGGAAUCAUCUGGUCUCAAUCGGCACAAAAAUGGAGAAGGAGAGAAGAAAAAGAAGAGCUGCUUCUGAAAUACGCCCCCUUGUGGGGUGUAAGAGAAGGAGCCCUGAGAGUGUCCUGAUGAAGAGAGCAGACUCCCCUGUACCCAGCUGUGCUUCCCUGAAGAGUGACAGGUCAAUGCCACAUCCAUUCAACUUCAGUGAGGGACCUUUUCCUACAGAUAAAAGUGUCCUGAUGAAGAGAGCAGACUCCCCUGUACCCAGCUGUGCUUCCCUGAAGAGUGACAGGUCAAUGCCACAUCCAUUCAACUUCAGUGAGGGACCUUUUCCUACAGAUAAAAGUGUCCAGAUGAAGAGAGCAGACUCCCCUGUACCCAGCUGUGCUUCCCUGAAGAGUGACAGGUCAAUGCCACAUCCAUUCAACUUCAGUGAGGGACCUUUUCCUACAGAUAAAAGAGACCAAAUGGAAGAAUGCAGCUCAGAUCUACAUGAUAAAUCGGGUUUAUCAUCCAUACUGAAGUUCCCCAAGGAUGAGCUGAAGAAUUGUGUGAGUUACCUAGAUCAGAAUUACCCAGAAUGCUCUGAGCCUCAGCUGGAGGAGGACAAUGAUCCGAACACACUGUACAUCCUGAGGACCAUGGAGCAAAAUGAUCUCGCUGACGUGCCGGAGAAGAGAGAGUUCAUGCUGCAAUAUCAGCAGGAAAUCAAGCGUAAACUUAAGAAGCAGUUUGAGUGUGUAUUUGAAGGGAAAGCUAUGGGAGGACAGCCAACACUUCUCAGUGAGAUUUACACAGAACUCUACAUAACUGAAGGUGGGACUGGAGGAGUCAAUGAUGAACAUGAAGUGAGACAGAUUGAAACAGCAUCCAAGAAAAGGCGAACAGAAGAUACUACAGUCAAGUGCAAUGAUAUAUUUAAACCCUUAUGUGAGCGUGAGACACCUAUCAGAACUGUACUCACUAAAGGGGUGGCUGGUAUCGGGAAAACAGUCUCUGUACAGAAAUUUAUUCUCGACUGGGCAGAAGGAAAAGCAAACCAGGAUGUUCACUUCAUAUUUGCUCUUCCUUUCCGGAACCUGAAUUUGAUUAAGGAUGAAUACAGUCUGAUUGAACUGCUUCACCGCUUUGUCCCAGAACUGAAAUCAUUUCAAUCCACUGAGCUGUUUAGGUACAAGAUCUUGUUCAUCUUUGAUGGUCUGGAUGAGUGUCGCCUUCCUCUAGAUUUUCAGAACAAUGAGAGCUGGUUUGAUGUAACAAAGAAAACGUCACUGGAUGUGCUGUUGACUAACCUCAUUAAGGGGAAUCUGCUUCCAUCCGCUGCCCUCUGGAUAACCUCCCGGCCGGCAGCAGCCAAUCAGAUACCUCCUGAAUGUGUCCACCGGGUGACAGAGAUACGAGGGUUCAGUGAUGCCCAGAAGGAGGAGUAUUUCAGGAGGAGAUUCAGUGAUCAGAGCCUGGCCAGCAGGAUUAUCACACAUGUGAAAUCAUCAAGGAGCCUCUUCAUCAUGUGCCACAUACCUGUGUUCUGCUGGAUUUCAGCCACUGUGCUUAAGAGGCUUUUUAGUGAGACUGACAGGGGAGAAAUUCCAAGGACUCUGACUGAAAUGUACACACACUUCCUGAUCUAUCAGUCAUGUUUAAAAAAUGACAAGUAUAUGAAAAACUAUGAAACCAAACUUAAGGAAUACAGCAAGGAAUUCCUUUUGAAACUUGGUAAACUGGCUUUUGACAACCUUGAGAAAGGCAAUCUCAUAUUUUAUGAGGAAGAUCUGACAAAGAAUGGCAUUGAUGUCACUGAAGCUUCAGUUUACUCUGGAGUGUGUACAGAAGUCUUUAAAGAGGAAUAUGGGCUGUAUCAGGAUAAGGUGUACUGCUUUGUGCAUCUGAGCAUCCAGGAGUAUCUCGCUGCUUUAUACGUGUUUCUGUCAAACUCAUCAGCUAAACUGCUGAAGACUGCAUUGGAUCAGGCAUUAAAGAGCAAGAAUGGACACUUGGACCUCUACCUCCGCUUCCUCCUGGGCCUCUCAACAGACUCCAGUAAGACUCUAUUACAAAAACUACUGGGACAGACAGUAACCAGCUCACAUAAUAUUACAGAAACAGCCAAAUACAUCAAGGAGAAAAUACAGAGGAAAUUAUCUCCAGAAAGGACCAUCAACCUGUUCCACUGUUUGUCUGAGCUGGGUGACAAUUCUCUAGUAGAGGAAGUACAAAGAUACCUGAAUUCAGGAAGCCUUUCAGCAGAAGACCUCUCACCUGCACAGUACUCAGCUCUGGCCUUUGUGAUGCUGAUGUCAGAUGAGGAGCUGGAUGUGUUUGAUCCGAAGAAAUUCAUCAGAUCAGAUAAAGAACACUGGAGGCUGCUGCCUGUGGUCAAGAACUCCAGGACGGCUCUGCUGAACAGCUGCGGGCUCACAAAUGAACACUGUGAAAUGCUGACUUCAGCUCUAAGAUCAAACUCCUCACCCCUGAGAGAGCUGGACCUGAGUGACAAUGACCUAAAGAAUAAAGGAGUGACGCUGCUCUCUACUGGACUAGGGGAUUCACAGUGUAAACUGGGGUUACUGAGGCUGUCGAGCUGUAGAGUCAGAAAAGAAGGCUGUUCUUCCCUGGCUUCAGCUCUGAGGUCAAACCCCUCACACCUGAGAGAGCUGGACCUGAGUGACAAUGACCUGCAUGAUUCAGGAGUGAAGCUGCUCUCUGCUGUACUGGGGGAUUCACACUGUAAACUGGAGAUACUGAGUCUGUCAGGCUGUAGAGUCAAAGAAGAAGGCUGUUCUUCCCUGGCUUCAGCUCUGAGGUCAAACCCCUCACACCUGAGAGAGCUGGAUUUGAGCUACAAUCACCCAGGAGACUCAGGAGUGAAGCUGCUCUCUGCUGUACUGGAGGAUCCCAGCUGUAAACUGGAGAAGCUGAAGAUGAGCCGGUGUGAACUCACUGAGAAAUGCUGUGAGGCGCUGGCUUCAGCUCUCAGAUCAAACUCCUCACCCCUGAGAGAGCUGGACCUGAGUAACAAUGACCUGCCGGAUUCAGGAGUGAAGCUGCUGUCUGUUGGGUUGGGGGAUUCACACUGUAAACUGGAGAUACUGAGGCUGUCAGGCUGUAGAGUCACAGAAGAAGGCUGUUCUUCCCUGGCUUCAGCUCUGAGGCCAAACUCCUCACACCUGAGAGAGCUGGACCUGAGUGACAAUGACCUGCAGGAUUCAGGAGUGAAGCUGCUCUCUGCUGGACUGGGGGAUCCCAGCUGUAAACUGGAGAAGCUGCAGAUGUCAGGCUGUAGAGUCACAGAAGAAGGCUGUUCUUCCCUGGCUUCAGCUCUGAGGUCAAACCCCUCACACCUGAGAGAGCUGGAUCUGAGCUACAAUCACCCAGGGGACUCAGGAGUGAAGCUGCUCUCUGCUGUACUGGAGGAUCCCAGCUGUAAACUGGAGAAGCUGAAUGUGGAUCACGGUGGAGAGUGCAGGACCAGACCAGGCGUACAGAGAUACUCCUGCCAGCUGACGCUGGACCCCAACACAGCACACAGAGACCUGUCUCUGUCAGGGGGGAACAGGAAGGUGACAUGGGGGGCAGAGGAGCAGCCAUAUCCUGAUCAUCCAGAGAGAUUUGAUGGCUGCCCCCAAGUUCUGUGCAGAGAGAGUCUGACUGGCCGCUGUUACUGGGAGGUUGAGUGGGAUGGAUAUGGAGCCUGGAUAGGAGUCACUUAUAAAGGGAUCGGGAGGAAAAAAGGGAGUGACUGUGGGCUUGGAGACAAUGACAAGUCAUGGUGUCUGUGCUGUGAUACUGACAGUUACUCUGUCUGGCACAAUUAUAAACGGACUCACAUACCCAUAUGGCCCUCAGGCUCCCGCAGAGUAGGAGUGUAUCUGGACUGGGGGACUGGUGCUCUGUCCUUCUACAGAGUCUCCUCUGAUGGACUGACCCCCCUGUACAGACUCACCUCCUCAUUCACUGAGUCCCUCUAUCCAGGGUUUUAUGUUCAUAAAAACUCCUCAGUGUCACUGUGACGUGUUGCUGGUUCUCCUGGCAAAAAGGUCAAAUCUCUGCUUUUUAACCUUUAUAAUCCUUUUUACUCUCAAAUGUAUGUUUGACAAAAAUAAGUUUUUCUCUCUGACUAAAAUGUAACUAAAUGUAAUCCUGAUGGGGGGGCUUUCCCCCUCCCCUGUAUAUGUACAUUUUAUAUAUUUAUGCCUGUUUACUGUAUUUCCUCCCUGUAAAAUGACAAUAAAGGUUUUCUGUUCUGUCCUAUUAA